ACUCCUCUCCUCUCCCCUACCAUCCCUGCCGCCCUCCCCUCAUUCAUAUACACUACUCCCUCAACACUACUCGCCUCUACUCCUCCUCAGAACUUUCAGCCAUCCUCGAGCCCAAGCCGUACCAAGCCCGGAGCUUCUCACCUGGAACCUCUGGCCAUCAUCGCUCGAUAGUCUCCGCAAUAUGCCUCCCCCUUUGCUCAGCCUGGCCCUUGUGGCUCUCAUCUUAAGCGCCUGCUCUUCAAGCUUCAGUGGUUUCCUCACGGCAUCGGCUUCAUUCGUUCUUGUAUAUCUAUCCCCUCCACGUCCUCGCAAGAAGGUCUCUUUUUCUGACAAGCGCAAUGAGGUGUAUCAAAUCGACAGUUCAGACUCUGGAUUGGACGAUGACGUCGUACCGCCCACUUCUCCGAUCAAAGACGCCCUCGCUCAUGUCAACCCUCUCUGGACCAGUGACGAUCUCCUCGGCAGACUGACAUCAAUCGAAGAGGAAGAUGAUGAGGCCCAGGUCGACUCCAAGCCAUAUUCCAUCUCUGUGGAAGACUAUGUCCCGAUCGCUGCUAUGUCUCUACCUCCGAUGGAGCACAGCUCCAGCUCGUUAGAGAACAAUGUCAUCGAGGCAGUCCGAGAAGAUCACCAAAACCUUACAGACAACAUUGGAAUGUCUCAGAGCACCUCUGCCUUGCCCGUCUCGGAACAGCCCCCUCCUUUGGCCUCAGUCGUUGCGACCUUUGCGGCAGCUACGGUUACGGCAGCGACACAAGUAGCGACUUCAGCCGCCCAGGAGGUAGCUGCUGCCUCUGCCGCCCAAGCUUCUGGCCAAGAUGAAGCCCCUCCCCAAAACGAAGCAAGACGCGAGCAAUCACGCAACGACGGCUUCUUCUCCCUGCUUAGUCUUGCAGCUGCAAUCCACCGUGAUCUCGUGGAGGAAAGAGCCAGAGCUCGUCACAACUUCAUACAGCCCGCGCACCACCUCUACAAUCUUGCCUAUCGUGCUCAACUACGACGAGAGGCUGAAGCGGCUCUCUCGGCCGACAGACUGAUUAAUUUGGCGAGACGCCUAGCGGCGCCGGUCGUCCCUGUACCGACUUUGGUGGUAUCUCCUCCUACUGAGUCUGAGCGUCAAGCACCAGUGCCACCAAAUACUCCCACUUCGGCUACCACUGCUACGACAGUGUGUGGUGCGAGCCACGAGGAGACCGACGUUGACGUCGACGAGGUCGACCAGAGCCUCGAAGAUCUUCAGCCGUUGCGACAGGACGAUACAGAGCUCGACACUAGCAAUGUUGAUCUGUUCAGCUUGCCCAUCUCACGAGUCGAAGGACACAUGGACCGACGAUUGAGCAUCUUCUCAUGUGCCAGCAUGCCGGCAAGACGCGCCCCGCCUACUUUUGCACCACUGAGUCGAGUCGCCUCUGAUCCUCUACCGAUGAGGUCAACAACGGAAGAGGACGUGCCUAUCAGUUCCGCUGAGUCGCUCGCUGAGACCCGAGCGCCGUACGACAAUGGCGUCGGUCUCCGAACACCGGUGUCACCGCGACGAGUCGGGCAACGUAUCCUCCCCAUCCAUCGACCUUGGGCUUCCGCCUCAUCCCCGGCUCUGAUCCCACCUUUCACUCCCAGCGACACGGCUCUGCAGUCCGGUGCUUCUCUUCCAAACCAGCGGCCCAUCUCCCUAGUGCACAAGCGCUCAUUCAGCGAUAGUCACUACAACUAUGUCAUGGCUCAUCACCCAGACCAUGUCGCCAGUCUGGACAGUCCGCCCCUUCCGCGAUGCUCCACUCCUCCUCGUGCGCACUACAGAGAUCAGUCUCGAAGUGCACCGGUUAGCAGGAGAAGUACCGCCGAUAGCUCCAGCCGUGCCGAGCACACUGUCAGUGGAUCUGGAGCUGCAAGGAGCGCAAGCGCACUGGGCCUCACGACGACGACUCCGUCGAACUUUUCAGCUACUUUCCUCUCUACACCUCUCGAAGAGCUGGAGAGCCAGAUCAAUAGCGCCCUCUCGGAUGAAUCUUUUGAUGAGAGCUUGAGGCUGGCGGGCUACAGCUGGGGGAUUGGGACGAUUCCCUUUCUCACUGGGAGAGACGGGACGCCUGGGCCGGCUCAGGCUGAAGCUGCUGGCGACGGCAAUGACAUCAACAGCGGUAUGAUGCACUCAAGCGCACUAGGCUCACAAGCGUUCAGCGACUCCCCUCCUCUCCCUUCAAGCCCGACCGCCACCCUCAUUGCCAGCUCAGCCUCUCUCGUCCAGCAGACUGAUCCUGACUUCACGCCUCGCAUCGGUUCCGCCUGCGGUUCGUCAGAUAGCGGCAGCUCCGCAAGUACUACUAGGCCCCCUCGUCCCUCACCCCUCUUCAGUGAGGUCCUCGAAUGUCUUGGCUUGCCUGUAGAGGGUACAGGGGACUCGGGUAGACUGGGAGAGAGACAGCGCACACUUAUACCUGGAUCUCAGCUCGGAAAUCAGUCUGGAGACGUAGCUCAGCACGAAGAGGAGCAGCAAUGCGAUUUAGAUUUGACUUCUGAUCUUCCCGUUGCUCUUGAGCAGAGCACUCCUCUUCUCAGAUCCUCCUCCUCCUUCUCCUCUCCAACUCAAAGCGACAACCAAACCGGCAAGCAAAAGCAAAAGGAGGGGCUGGCCCUCUUCUCCCUGUCCCUCCCGCGCGAAGGGGAGGAUGAGAUGGUCACUACACCGCUCCCGCCUCCUCCUGCGCUUGGAAGGGCACAGAGGGCGCGCGUUGACUCGGGCUGCUCCAAGGUGACGGCGAUCACGAACGCGGACGCGGACGCGGACGCGAAUCUGAUUGGGUUGGGCAUCGUUAUCGGGAGGGAGGUUGAGGCAGCGCAGGAUUGCAAGGCAGGUGAGGAGAUGACGGAAUUGAGAGGAGAGUGUGAGGGGAUCCCUCCUCAGGGAAGCUGCUGAUCCAGCCCCUCAGGACUGCUCGUAGCGGUGCACUGCAACCCCCUGGUAUGAGAUGUAUCUACCCCAUCUUGACGCUACCUUAUUUGAUCAUGUCCGUAGAUGUCUACAUCGACUACCACUCUGCAGAAGUCGUUGAAGGCUAACUCACACUGUCACGCCAGCGCCCAGCUAGUAGUGCUGCUGAUCAUCUAUAUCCAGACCCAGAUCCAGAUCCAUGGAAUGUCAUGUCAUGUACCAUACACUACUUUUCGUGUGACUGUGA
This is a messenger RNA of Microstroma glucosiphilum, 3176 nucleotides long. RefSeq lists its product as hypothetical. NCBI's taxonomy places the organism in Eukaryota, Fungi, Basidiomycota, Exobasidiomycetes, Microstromatales, Microstromataceae. The transcript has a single exon. The record is from RefSeq and is a predicted model, not a curated record. The coding region runs from base 182 to 2914 and encodes 910 amino acids.